Canariomyces notabilis is the source of this 1986-nucleotide messenger RNA. RefSeq names its product DUF1253-domain-containing protein. Lineage: Eukaryota; Fungi; Ascomycota; Sordariomycetes; Sordariales; Chaetomiaceae. Gene Ontology annotation, biological process: maturation of SSU-rRNA from tricistronic rRNA transcript (SSU-rRNA, 5.8S rRNA, LSU-rRNA). Gene Ontology annotation, molecular function: rRNA binding; U3 snoRNA binding. Bases 1 to 1986 code for a protein of 661 amino acids. The transcript has 2 exons. Gene Ontology annotation, cellular component: small-subunit processome; nucleolus. The record is from RefSeq and is a predicted model, not a curated record.
AUGGAACUCGGGUCUGAGGAGGAAGAUGAUGAGGAGACCAAGCCGCCCGCCCAGCCUUACGUGAAUCUCAUGCGGAGUCUCGUAGAAAGCGCUCCUCACAAGGCCAAGCGCCGGAAAUUGAACCCCCCAGAAGCCAAGGACGAGGGGCAGCCCAAACCAGAGGCGGCACCAGAGACCGUACGGCCCGAAGGGGAGGAUAAAGACGACGCCGAGGACCGGGAUGUUGACUUGGUCGAGGAGCCAGAGGAAGACCCAGCAGAUGUGUCUCCCGAAGACCUGUUUGAUGAGGAUGACGACUUGGACAGCUCCGAUCCGUUUGAAGUUCACUUUUCCGAUCCUAGCGGAGAGGUUCUGAAUACGAGAUUAAAAGCGAUUCAGGAGGGGAAAUGGCGCAUGGAACGGGUAGCCGUCAAGCCUACGAGGAUCUACCUUAGUAGUCCUGACACUGGAAGUACUGAGGGCAAAACAUUACCGGCAGCUGUAUCAAGGAUUUCCGAUCUCAAACUUAAGAAGAGGCUUCACGAAGCCAUGGAGCGCAAAUACCCCGACUUCGAUGACGUCCAGCGGACUAUAGCGCCACUGCUAUUCAACUACCAGGAUCUCUUGUAUUGCAACCGCACAGUCCCCUCAUCGCAGGGCAUCCGGAGGAUUGCUUGUCUCCAUGCGCUCAACCAUAUCUACAAGACGCGCGACCGGGUGGUCAAAAACAAUGCUAGGCUAGCCAAAGCCGACGGCAGCGAGGACCUGGAGCUCAGAGACCAGGGCUUCACACGGCCAAAAGUGCUCAUGAUUCUCCCCACAAGGCAGUCCUGCGUCAAGAUGGUAGAUAUGAUUGUCUCCAUCUGCGAGCCGGACCAGCAGGAGAACAGGAAGCGCUUCGAAGAUGGAUACAUUGACAAGCAGUCCAAGUUCUCAGAUGACAAACCCGAAGACUUUAGAGAUCUCUUUUCCGGCAACGACGACGACAUGUUCCGUUUGGGCGUCAAGUUCACACGGAAAACAAUCAAAUAUUUCUCCCAAUUCUACAAUUCAGACAUCAUUUUUGCGAGCCCCUUGGGCCUUCGCAUGGCGAUAGGAUCCGAGGAGGAGAAAAAGCUGGACUUUGACUUUCUCAGUUCCAUCGAGCUCGUCAUCGUCGACCAGGCCGACGCGCUCCUGAUGCAAAACUGGGAGUAUGUCGAGUUCAUCUUUGAGCAUCUCAAUAUCCAGCCCAAAGACGCCCAUGGCUGCGACUUCAGCCGUGUGCGCAACUGGUAUCUCGACGACCAAGCAAAGUAUUUCCGACAAACGGUCGUAUUCAGCGCCUUCAACACGCCCGAGUUGGCUGAGCUCCUCCGGGCACACUGCCACAAUUGGGCGGGCAAAGCGCGCCUGCAGCACGAGUGCCCCGGUGUUAUCCAGUACCUGGGCGUCAAGACUCGCCAGACCUUCAGUCGAUUCGAGACCAAGUCGGUUGCCGACGAUCCAGACGCCCGGUUCGCCUACUUCACCAAGGCCAUCGUGCCGAUGCUCACCAAGCGCGGAGCCAAGGAUGCAGGGGGCACCCUCAUCUUCAUCCCUUCGUAUCUCGACUUUGUCCGUGUGCGCAACUACUUCGCAAACAACUCAGCCGUGGCCACCGUCACGUUUGGGACGAUAUCCGAGUACGCCGAUGUGCCCGAGGCGUCGCGGGCGAGGUCGUACUUCCUCAACGGCCGGCACAAGGUGCUGCUGUACACGGAGCGUGCUCAUCACUUCCGCCGAUACAACAUCAAGGGCGUCAAGAGAGUCAUCAUGUAUGGGUUACCGGACAACCCUCUAUUCUAUCAGGAGAUUGCUGGCGGGUACUUGCAAAAGAGCGAGCAGGCACUCCUGUUGGAACCCGGUCAGGGGACGAUCCGGGUUAUGUUCUCCAAGUACGAUGUGAUGAAGCUGGAGCGCGUCGUGGGGACAGCGAGGGUGGGCAAGAUGAUUCACGAGCAAGGAGACACUUUUGAUUUUGUCUAA